Messenger RNA from Penicillium riverlandense, 1971 nucleotides. RefSeq lists its product as uncharacterized. The record is from RefSeq and is a predicted model, not a curated record. NCBI's taxonomy places the organism in Eukaryota, Fungi, Ascomycota, Eurotiomycetes, Eurotiales, Aspergillaceae. The transcript has 5 exons. The coding region runs from base 1 to 1971 and encodes 656 amino acids. Gene Ontology annotation, molecular function: nucleic acid binding.
AUGGAAGACGCUCACCUCCGUUCUUUCUCUUACCCUCUCCCAACCUACCAACCUGCCUUGGCAAGCUACCCUCCCAUCUUCUUCGACGACGAGGACCAGCCUGUCACAGCAGUCCAUUCUCCUGUUCCUCGUACUCCUACCUUCUACUCCUCAUCCUCAUCUACUGAAGGCACGGCUGCUUUUGCGGCGGCUGCUGCUGCAAGUGAGGCUGCCAGAGUUACUGAAGAAGAAGACUUUCGCUUGACCGAGAAAACUCUAGAGAAACUACAACUUUCCAGUCUCUCGGACAUCCGACUUUCAGACAAGAAUCUGGCCAUGGCCUGUUUUGCUGACCUGUCUCUCGACGAGGUCAUCCAUGCUGAAAACAUGCCUAUUGGAAGCAACGCUCACCUCUUUGGCCCCAAUCCCUGGGGAGUCAUCAUCAUCACCAACAUUCCCUACACCGUCACCCGCCAGGAGGUCCUGCAGUUUGUCGGCCGCUCGGCUCGAGUCAUCAGCGCCCAGAAGGGUUGCCCGGUGCACAUCAUCAUGGAGCGCUCCACUGGUAAGACCAUGGACUGCUUCGUCGAGUUUGACACUGUUGCUGCUGCCAGUGAGACUGUGACUCGUAUCAACCGCGUCCAUGAGAUGGGCCGUUCUCCUCGCAUGGGCAAUCGCCACGUCGAGGUUGCCAUGAGCAGCCAGGAUGAGCUCCUCAAGGCUCUGUUCCCCCGGGCCAAGUGCAUGAAGUGGGUUGACGGACAGCCGGUCCUGCAGGAGAACAAGGACUGGUGGUCGAAUGGGUUCCAGGGCUUUUUCACCGACGAGGAGAUGUUCUGUGUGCUUCGCCACGCCGAGGUACCUCAACGUAGCUCGUUUGCCUGCAAGGUGCCCCAGCGCACUUACGAGUCUAUCAUCAGCACCCUGUGGAAGUUCCCGUGGCAUGCGGCCAACCUGUACACCGUCCACGCCCGCCAGAAGCUGUACGAUACCCUGCGGUCGAUGAUUCUUGCUUUGGUUCAGCGCAUGGAGAAGGAGAAAACGGUCGGACUUGAUGGCCGCCUGGUCCGUGAGCUUGUCCUGGCAGGCCUCAACUGUCCCGUCUUCAAUCCUCGCAUGAAGUACAGUCUUGGUAUCUUCGGCAAGUGCCGCGACAUUGUGGCCAACAUGAACUGGGAGUACUCGGUUUAUUUCCCGUUUGACUCGCUGAUUCUGUUGCCGAAUGGUAACAUGCCUACGCUCAUGUACUACGCCAACCUGAUGGCCAACGGCCGUGUCCCGGACACCAGCACCCAUGGCCUCGAGCAGCGCCACCACCACCCGCAGCUCAUGAAGAUCUACGGGAAGGUCUGGUUCCAGUGGAAUGAAGUCGUUGCGAGAAAGAAAAGGUUCAUCGACGCCAUUGCCUACGAGCGGCGUGUCAUGCGCGAGAUGGUUGUCACUGGCUAUCUCUACGUGAGCGGUAAUCUGACCACCGUCUCUUCGAUUGGCACCGCUCCCAAGUCGACAACCUCCCCGGCCAAGUCGGUUGACAGCCAAAAGACUGUCUGCGGUAGUGGCGGUGUCUCUCUCCCGCUCGCCCAGCGUACCAGCACGCGCACUUCUUCCAGCUCGACCUCGGCCUCUGCUACCUUGUACAGCUCCUCUCAGGAUUCGGUUGGCCGCAGCUCGUCUGGCCUCAGCAACAGUUGCCAGCGUAACAACAAAUCGCAGGAUGGAAUUGGCCAUGUGUGGAUGUUCCCCCCGGCUCCCACUUCCACUGUGAGCAGUUCUACUGACAAUCUUUACGUGCCUACCAUGCCUGGCCCUCAGACCAGCCAGGUGUCACCGUACGUUGGUCCACUCGUGAAUCACCCUACAGCCCCAUUUGCCAUGCACCGCUCGCGCGGUUCCAUUUCGUCUCCUACUUACCCGCACCAGUCAAGCGGCCAGGUCGGCCAGAGCAUGCACCACCGCUACCCGUCUUCGGGAAGCUCCUCCGGGAAGUGGUAA